AUGGGCCUGAUCCUGAGCGUGGCGUCCGCCCUCAUCAUGUCCGUCAACCUGCUGGUGGCGGCGGCGCUCGCCGGGCUGCUGCUGAGGAAGAGGAGCCAGAGCUGGUGCUUCGUCCUCAACCUGGCGCUGGCCGACGCCCUGGUGGGCGUGGCCAUCACCGGCCUGGCCGCGGAGGACUUCCGCCAGGACCAGAACCAGAACCGGCUGGACCUGAACGCCAGCAGCGCGGCGGGGAAGAGCCGCUGCCUGCUGCGCAUGUCCUUCGUCAUGGCGCCCUGCACGGCGUCCAUCCUGUCCGUCUUCCUCAUCUCGCUGGACCGCUACGCCGCCAUCAAGAUGCCCCUGCAGUACUCGCUGCUGGCGGGGAGGAGCAGGGCGGCGGCGGCGGCGCUGCUGGCGCUGUGGAUCGGCGCCGCCAUGGUGGGAUUCGCACCAGUCAUGGUGAAGCAGCUGCAGUCCCGGAGGAUCUACGGCGGCUACUGCGCCCUGUUCGCCGUCGUGGACGAGGUGGGGAUCAUCGCCCUGUUCAGCACCUGCUUCUUCCCGGUGCUCGGCCUCUUCGUCUACGUCUACCUGGACAUCCUGAAGAUCGCCUGCGGCCACCACCGGCAGAUCUGCCGGGACCGGCAGGCCAGCCGCGGGCCGGCCGAGCAGCGCUGCCGGCGCCGGCAGCUGCGGAGCUUCUGCUGGGCCCGCGUCAAGGCGCUGCGCACGGUGGGCGUGCUGGUGGGCUCCAUCGUGCUGCUGUGGUGCCCCUUCUUCGUGGUGUGCGUGGUGCACACGCUGUGCGAGGGCUGCGGGCUCAGGGACGAGCUGGAGGGCGCCCUCUUCCUGCUGGGCCUGUGCAACUCGCUGGUCAACCCUCUGGCGUACGCCGUCUGGCAGGGCGAGGUGCGCCUGCAGCUGGCCGCCAUGUUCUCCUGCGCCUGGAGCCGGGCGGCGUCUCUGGGGGGGGUCACCAGGACAUGUGACCGCCCAGAAACUCACAACCCCAACCUGCCUGCCACCAGCAACGUCUGA
Molecule: messenger RNA, 1020 nt
Organism: Salarias fasciatus (jewelled blenny)
Lineage: Eukaryota; Metazoa; Chordata; Actinopteri; Blenniiformes; Blenniidae
Gene: gpr119
Product: G protein-coupled receptor 119
Exons: 2
Coding region: 1-1020 (339 amino acids)
Biological process (GO): G protein-coupled receptor signaling pathway
Cellular component (GO): membrane
Molecular function (GO): G protein-coupled receptor activity
Source: RefSeq, a predicted model, not a curated record